ACUCCAAGAUAACGGGGGCUGGUAUCGCGAAUCAGAGGGGUGUUCCAAGUUCAGAGACAGAGUGGUAACUGUUACGCAUGCCUUCGGUGAAUAUCGGCUAACGAAAGACCGCUUUCACAGAUAAGGUUGAAAGAACUUCAGAAUUGUAUUCUACGAAAACAGAAUCGGACGAACAUCUGAAGAUUCUCGAAGACAACACCCUUUAACUUGAAGUUGAUCUUUCAGAUGCAGUGGCUUUGGCGACAGUCCCUAGAAUAACGGGCACCGGGACGUGAGAGAGACAUGGAGAAUGGGAAGAGCCGCCUGCAGCAGGCCCAGGAUAAUGUGGACGAGGUGAAGGUCAUUAUGAUGGAUAACCUCAACAAGGCCGAGGAGCGCACAGGCAAGCUGGGGGAACUGGAGAACCGAGCAGACGUGCUGCUUGAGCAGAGCAGGGGGUUUGCCAAGACUGCAGGGAAGGUGAAGAGGAAGAAACAGUGGGAGAACAACAAAUUGAAAAUCCUGAUAUUUGGCAUUGUAUCAGGCGUCAUUGUGGUCAUUAUCCUGGUGGCAAUUCUGACCAGCACUGACUUCAACAGUGCCACAACAGGAAGUGACGGACCUGAAGAAAACACCACUCCAUCAGCGGACUCGCAGGGAAAUUAGAGGACAAUGGGAUGUUUAGGAAGACAGGAAGAUUUAUCAGGGAUUCCCUCCAGAGGAAAAGGAAUUGAUUAGGGGGUACAGUCAAGCCUGUGUAGUCAACAAGAGUUGGUGGCGAUUGCAAAGAUUGCUUUUGUAAGAUUGGAACAGAAGGGUCUGAAGCAUAACUUCCUAUGAGUUUAAAGCAGUAUUAUUUGUAAUAGAAAUAUCAUGUUGUCACUUCGAGGUGUUUGCCUAGACAAAUGUUGAAAAGGUACCGGGAUCUGCUGCUUCCUUAGCCAUGUUUCUGUGGUAAAGUCUGUUGCAGUGUACAGGCUUUUUAGAGGUUUACAUGUGGGGUUUGAUACCGUUCAUCUGGUAAACAUUUAUUCAAGUGAGUUUACAGUUUUUCAUGACACAGUAUUAUCAAUAGCCACUGCUAGUACAAGACAUUUCGAAUAUUGUAUGCCGUGCCUCCAUAGCAGUACAUUUCAGUUUAAUUUAUACCUGUGUGCUAAUGCAGUUAAGAAAACUACUGAAAAAUGGAUAUCUUUUAGUAAUGAAGGGUAGGUUUUUGCCGUAUCUGCUGUAGUUCUCACAAUAAAACAUGUUUGCUCAGCCUGUGGGGCUUGUAUAGUUAUACUCAUUUGUAUUAUAAGUGCCUCUCAUUUGGAAGAAGAAACAUGGUUUGGUGUUUAGUAAGAUUUGAUCAGACUAUAGUUAUAACCUUGGGAAAAUAGACACCUCUGCUGCUGUCAAAACAUUUCAGCUGUGUUAAUCUUUGUAUAUGUAUAAUUCCUCUGACUGUUAAUGUAAUUCUAUUGUGCCUUUUGUCAAUGCCUUCAACAUAAAUGCCAGUUUUCACUUCCA
Molecule: messenger RNA, 1491 nt
Organism: Sardina pilchardus (European sardine)
Lineage: Eukaryota; Metazoa; Chordata; Actinopteri; Clupeiformes; Clupeidae
Gene: vamp5
Product: vesicle-associated membrane protein 5
Exons: 3
Coding region: 283-645 (120 amino acids)
Biological process (GO): vesicle-mediated transport; SNARE complex assembly; vesicle fusion
Cellular component (GO): plasma membrane; SNARE complex
Molecular function (GO): SNAP receptor activity; syntaxin-1 binding
Source: RefSeq, a predicted model, not a curated record